AUUUUGGUAUUAAACGGCUUCAAGUAUCGUAGUGUCCGGAUUUAGUUAGUGUCAUUUUAUUCCUAAAAUUAGUUUUAAAAUGUCUAUUAAAUGUUGCGCAGCCGGUUGCCGGAGUAACAGUGAUCAUCAAGGUCAGACAUUCACAUUUUUCCAGUUUCCAGACGAAAAGGCGAAAUGUGAUGUCUGGCUAGAAAGUAUUGGUCGAGAGGAUUUGAAGUAUCUGUCAGCGGCCGACCUGUUUGCUCAGUAUUACGUCUGCUCUCAUCAUUUCGAUGAGGCCUAUGUUCAGGCUGCUUACAGUGAUGAUGCAGCUUAUGGAAAUGGUGAAGAUACUAAAGUCAUGCAAAUUGAAGAGCCAAUGACAAGUGACCAAGCCAUCGACAGCACUAUUGACGAGAACAUUGUAAUGGAAGACGGCAUUGAUGUUCUGAACGGGUGUAAAAAUAGGCAGCUCGUAUUUGUUGAAGGGGUUGGUCCCGUUUUUGUGAAAGGAGAAAAAGAUAAUUUGGAGUCCCCACCGCCAAGAUUAGGAACUACGGCCUUAGAACGCUCCUCGUAUAUUUAUCAUUCAAGCUUUGCCAGCAGUAAAAACCAUAGCAGCCAAAAAUUUACUACUGCUGUUACUAGUUCGACUAGUACUGCUACAAGAUCUCAAAUCUACAAUCCGAAGGUUCAGAAAGUUGUCAACAAUGAUGGCAAGCUUUUAAUCUACGUCUGCGAAGAUAGCGAGUCGUCCGAUGUUUCAGCUGCCGCUUCUAACAUCAUGGCUAAUGGCGUAGAAGCUGGUAGCAGUGUUGGCUUAACAGCUGGUAAUCUUAUCUAUAUGAAGCCAGGAACUAAUGAUCUUCUGCAAGCAGGUCUCGGAAGCGAUCCAGGAAAGCAGACAAAGGCAUCUGCAUCAACGCUGAACAACAGCAGCAGCAGCAGCAUUAAAAAACAUCACCUAACAAAAAGAAAUGGUCUCGCAACGGGCACGGCGCAGUCUACGUUCUUACUAGUUACUAAAACAUCUCCUGUCUCAGCAGCAGCAGCAGUAUCAGCGGUGACGGCAACUGCGACGGUCGACAACGCAUUCAAAAUGGAGAAGGAGGACGAGAUGGAGUAUUUGAAUGCAGCAGCAGAGCAUUCAGACAUCUUAGUAAAUGGCAUCGACCACAACGACGAUGACGAAGGGGAUGAUCUGUCAAACUGCAAAACAUUCCUCUGCCACACCUGUGGCCAGGACUUCACUGACAUAAACCAGCUGUCGAAGCACAUGUACUGCCACAACAACCUCGCCCUGACUCCCGAUGACGCUUACGACGAGUACGACGGUGAAGCUGCCGUAGUCGACGACGACGACGGUAAUGAUAAUAGUAAUAAUGACGCCACAGGUGGUGAUGAUGAUGAUUCCGCCGGGGUGUAUAACAACGUCAUAAGAGAGGAGGACGAUUCGCUGAUUUUUAAGUGUGCUUCCUGUGGAAUGGCCUUCAACAUGUUCGACCAGUUAAGGAUCCAUGUCCGAAGCCACGUGCAGUCUCGAAACUACAGCUGCGACGUUUGUGGCGCUACCUUCAGCCACAGAAGUAAUCUCAGUAGACACAAGCUGCAGCAUUGCGCGGCCAAGAAGUUUCAGUGCGACCAGUGCGGCAAAGGUUUUACUCAGAAGUCGAAUCUCAUGUCUCAUCAAUCGAUGGUUCACUACAAUACUGGCAGUGAUAGUGUUGCCCUAUCAACUCUCAGCUUUUCUGGUAGGUCUGGGGCCGAGAGGAUUCAUAGAAAACCUAAGACACAUAGCUGCGACAUUUGUGGCAAAUCGUUCGUUAGUUUGACGGGUCUGAAAAAUCACGGAGCCCUGCAUACGGGGAACCGCCCCUUCAAAUGCGCCAUCUGUGAAAAGGCCUUCACCUUGAUGUCCUGCCUGAAGACGCACAUGGGCACCAUCCACACCGAUAAGAAGAUCUACUGCGAGCUGUGUGGCAAAACUUACCAGAGUGAACAUUACCUGAAGGUGCACCUACGUAUCCAUACGGGGACGAAAGAUUUUGAGUGCGAGAUGUGCUCCAAGAGAUUCAUCGACAUGCCAUCCCUGAAACUCCACACCAGAACUCACACAGGGGAAAAACCGUUUGUUUGCAAGAUGUGCGCUAGAUCAUUCACGCAACAGUCCCACCUGAAGACGCACAUGCGAAUCCACACUGGCGAGAAGCCGUACGAUUGCAAGGAUUGCGGCAAAAAGUUUAGGCAGCUGAGCAACGUCUUAGAACACGCUCGAACCCACAGAAAGUAAUGGAGAUUCUGGCCAAAAGUUUAUGCACUCAAGCAAUAUUCUAGUCUAGAACCUAUAGAAUAUCGUGAUUUGAGUGUGUUUGUUUGUGUGUGUGUGUUUUUAGCAGCUGUGAAUGUAGUUUGUAUAAGUUUGUAUGCUAAUGUAUAAGCUUAUUUAUAUACUGAUAUAUCUGCAGGCUAAAAAUGUAUGUGUUUGUAUGCUUAUAUGUAUGUGUAUGUAUACAGUUGUAUGUGUAUUUAUACAGUUGUAUGUGUAUGAUUGUAUGUUUAGGUGUAUGUCUGUUGUAUGCCUAUGUAUAUAUUUGUAUGUAUUGUUGUAUGUGUAUUUAUGUCCGUUAUUCUACGUACCUACUUUUAACAGUUUAAUUUAACCAUAUGGAAUUUUAUAAAUGAAUGAAUUAUUGGAUAAAGGAUUGAUUGACUGAAUGAGUGAAUGAAUUAAUUAAUAUUGUAUUAGUUAAUGAGUUAAUUGAUAGAAAGAUUUUUCAUUAUAUGUGUUAAGGUUGAUGUGUAUAUUAAAUUUAUCAUUGGUUAGUAUUGUUGUAAAUAAUAUUUAAUUGAAUAUUUGAUUAAUUAAUUGGUUAGCUAACUGACAAAUUGAUUGAUUGAUUGACUGAUUUAUUGAUUGAUUAAUUGAUUAAUUGAUUGAUGAAUCGUUGAUUAUUGACAUGUACUUUGAACUCUAGCACAUUGAAAACUUACUUGAAUAACUUGUCUCCAUUAUUUUAUUGUAAUGAGUAAAAUAUCUUAAAACUGCAUUCGCUAAUAAUCUUUUUAAUAAUAAUAAUGAAAAUAAUAAUAAAUGCAAUAAUAUUAAUAAUAAUAAAUAAAAAUAAUAACGACACCGAUAUUAUCAU
This is a messenger RNA of Helobdella robusta, 3125 nucleotides long. RefSeq lists its product as hypothetical. The record is from RefSeq and is a predicted model, not a curated record. The coding region runs from base 80 to 2269 and encodes 729 amino acids. The transcript is spliced from 9 exons. Lineage: Eukaryota; Metazoa; Annelida; Clitellata; Rhynchobdellida; Glossiphoniidae.